This is a messenger RNA of Echinops telfairi (small Madagascar hedgehog), 2714 nucleotides long. It is a transcript of the gene SOCS6, whose product is annotated as suppressor of cytokine signaling 6. Gene Ontology annotation, cellular component: phosphatidylinositol 3-kinase complex. The transcript has a single exon. Gene Ontology annotation, biological process: phosphatidylinositol phosphate biosynthetic process; regulation of growth; protein ubiquitination. Lineage: Eukaryota; Metazoa; Chordata; Mammalia; Afrosoricida; Tenrecidae. Bases 215 to 1813 code for a protein of 532 amino acids. The record is from RefSeq and is a predicted model, not a curated record. Gene Ontology annotation, molecular function: 1-phosphatidylinositol-3-kinase regulator activity.
UAGAGUCAUGAUUACUAUGAAAUGGCUGUGGAAGUUCUUUUCAAUGUGACGAAUUUCUCUCUCUCUCCCUCCUCUCUGUAGAAAAUGGCUCCGGAGGUUAAAUGAAACCGGGCAGACUCGUCGAUGCCGCAUCGCAGCCCCUUCCGCGGUUCGGGGACGGAUCCCAGCGAGGAAUUGAUCCUCCCCCCACCCCCGGCCCCGGUGACCGGUCAGAAUGAAGAAGAUCAGUCUGAAAACCUUCCGGAAAUCCUUUAACUUGAACAAAAGCAAAGACGACGCUGAUUUCAUGGUGGUCCCGCAGCGCUCACUGGCCGGCGACUUCGGGAAGGAGGACUCGCUUUUUGGCAGCUGCUACGGGAAAGAGAUGGCCAGCAGCGACCUGCAGGGCGACGACGAGAAGAGCGGCAAGGGCCGGGCCAAGAGCGAGAGCCUCAUGGGCACCCUCAAGAGGCGGCUGUCGGCCAAGCAGAAGCCCCGGGGCAAGGGUGCUGGCACCUCGGGGGGCACAGCCGACGAGGACACCUUCUCCUCUGCCUCGGCACCCAUUGUCUUCAAGGACGCGCGUGCACAGCGGCCCAUGCGCUCCACAUCGCUGCGCGCCCACCACUACAGCCCCACACCCUGGCCGCUGCGGCCCACCGCCUCGGAGGAGACCUGCGUCAAGGUGGAGGUGCGCGUGAAGGCGCUGGUGCAUGCAGCGGGCCCUGGCCCCGCCCUGAACGGUGUGCGCAAGGAUCUGCAUGCGCCCCCCGAGCCCACAGGGCCCAACCCGACGGGCAGCCCGCACGCUGCCGACCUGCGCUUGCAGCUAGACGACCGCGUGCCCGUUGCGCUCGGCCUGAUGUCUCAGGCCUACCUCCAGUACACUGUGCCUUUAGACGACGGGAUGUACCCGCUCGAGAGCUCGCCGCCCUUCUGCCUGGACGGCUCCUCGCCCAUGGAGGUCUCCGCCGUGCCCGCGCCCGGGGGAGGUGGCACGCUGCCGCCGCCCUCGCCAGACGCCGACUGCGGGGAGUCGGACCUGGGCGCCGGCCGGGGUGCCUUCACCGAGCCGCCUUUGAGUGGCCUACUGGUGGGCACCACAGGCAUGCCGCUGCAGAGCCCCUGCGCCGGGCCCGAGGACGUGCCCCCACUCUCCCCCUUGCUACCUCCCAUGCAGAGCCAUCCGAUCCAAAGGAACUUCAGUGGCCUGGCCGGGCCCGACGGCCACUUGCCGGACAGCGUGCGCUGCCACUUGAAUUUCGACCCCAACUCCGCACCCGGGGUGGCCAGGGUCUACGACUCGGUGCAGAGCAGUGGGCCACUGGUGGUGACCAGCCUGACAGAGGAGCUCAAGAAGCUGGCCAAGCAGGGCUGGUACUGGGGGCCCAUCACCCGCUGGGAGGCCGAGGGGAAGCUGGCCAGCGUGCCCGACGGCUCCUUCCUGGUCCGGGACAGCUCAGACGACAGGUACCUGCUCAGCUUGAGCUUCCGUUCCCACGGCAAGACCUUGCACACGAGGAUCGAGCACUCCAACGGCAGGUUCAGCUUCUACGAGCAGCCCGACGUGGAAGGGCACACGUCCAUCGUGGACCUCAUCGAGCACUCCAUCCGGGACUCGGAAAACGGCGCCUUCUGCUACUCCCGGUCGCGCCUGCCCGGCUCGGCCACCUACCCGGUGCGGCUGACCAACCCGGUGUCGCGGUUCAUGCAGGUACGCUCGCUGCAGUACCUGUGCCGCUUCGUGAUCCGCCAGUACACCCGCAUAGACCUGAUCCAGAAACUGCCUUUGCCAAACAAAAUGAAGGACUAUCUGCAGGAGAAGCACUACUGAAAGGCCAAGGGGUGGGGGGCGCGCACCCUGCACUUUGGGCGCGAGAGGACAUGAUCAAGAAACCGUUUACACACUUUUCCGUCACGCGCCGGGAACUUCUGCUGCCAGCACGAUUUCGGUUUUGUGUGUCCGGAGCCCUGCCCCAGACCCGGGGUGGGGAAGUGUGUGCGUGUGUGUGCGCGCGCGCGUGUCGGGCCAGCUACCUUGGUUUUCUUUUCUGUUCUUUCAAAAGGGACGCCUGGAGGUUUGGGGAGCGCGCGUCGGCUUUCCUCCAAGUGCGGAAUCAUCACAAUGUGAACCUUUGCAUUCUCCCCAACCCGGCCCCGGCCUGCCCCCUUUGCUGCUAUCCACUGUGAUUUUUAUGCAUCAGAAGCACAUUUCAUGUGUGUCCAGCCCUGUGUAAGGUCGAAGGGAGCGAGCAGAGUGGAAACCGAUGCCUCUACCAGCCUCCCUGUCCCUUCUUAGGAAGGUGGCAUCGACAAAAUUGGCCCCUAUCCCCCAAGUCUGCCACCUUGCACCCUUAGAAAGAGUGGGUUAGAAAUACGAGUCACCGAGAGGCGGGGGUGGGGGGCUGGGGAAGGCAGACUACACAAUUUGUCUUUUCCAAAGCUCAUUUCUAAGUCAUUGUUUAUUUUUAGGUUGUACUGAUUUUGGGGGUGGGGGGCUGGUGAGAAGUGGGGUUUUGUUUUUUUCUGUUGCCUUCAUGUCCAUCUUGUGGCUUGUCUAUCUUGAAAAAAAAAAAAAUAAUAAUGGCCUUACAUGAAAAAUUCUUAAAGAAAUGUAUACCACCAAUGUUGAAAAAGCGUUGCCUUUUCUGCGGUUAAAACUCUGGUACAAAUUGGCAUACAGAUGAAAACCUGUGGAAUGAGAGCUGUUAUUAAAGACAUGCUAGUUGAUCAAG